Aspergillus puulaauensis is the source of this 462-nucleotide messenger RNA. RefSeq names its product 60S ribosomal protein uL23 (gene RPL25). Lineage: Eukaryota; Fungi; Ascomycota; Eurotiomycetes; Eurotiales; Aspergillaceae. Gene Ontology annotation, cellular component: ribosome; cytosolic large ribosomal subunit. The transcript has 4 exons. The record is from RefSeq and is a predicted model, not a curated record. The coding region runs from base 1 to 462 and encodes 153 amino acids. Gene Ontology annotation, molecular function: structural constituent of ribosome. Gene Ontology annotation, biological process: translation; ribosomal large subunit assembly.
AUGGCACCCGUACAGAAGAAGACAGGCAAGUCGAAGCCCAGCGACAAGGCUGGCGCUGCUGCCAAGGCAGUCUUGAAGGGUGCAGGCGCGCACAAGACUCGCAAGAUCCGCACCUCAACUACCUUCCACCGUCCCAAGACCCUCCAGCUGUCCCGGACUCCUAAGUACCCCCGCAAGUCCGUCCCUCACCUUCCCCGUCUCGACGCCGCCAAGAUCGUCCUCUAUCCCCUGAACACUGAGAGCGCCAUGAAGAAGAUUGAGGAGAACAACACCCUUGUGUUCAUCGUGGACGUCAAGGCGAACAAGCGCCAGAUCAAGGCCGCUCUCAAAAAGCUCUACGAUGUUGACACCGUCAAGGUCAACACACUCGUCAGACCCGACGGACUGAAGAAGGCCUUCGCUCGCCUCACCCCUGAUGUUGACGCUCUCGACAUUGCUGCUACCAAGCUUGCUAUUGUCUAA